AUGCCCUUUGGUCUGAAGAACGCUGGGGCAACAUAUACGAGGGCAAUGACAAUUAUCUUUCACGAUAUGAUACAUAAGGAGAUUGAGGUCUUUGUGGAUGAUGUAAUUGUGAAAUCCAGAAAGCAAUCCGACCAUGUCAGAGAUCUGAGGAAAUUCUUCCAGAGGCUCCGCAGUCGAUUCACUGCUCAGCUCAUAACAACCUGCGGGCCCAUCUUUAAGUUGUUGAAAAAGGAUGUUGCAGUUGCAUGGACGGGAGAGUGCCAGGAGGCUUUUGAUAAAAUAAAGAAAUAUUUGUGGAACCCACCGGUGUUGGUCCCGCCGGAACCAGGAAGGCCCUUGAUCUUAUAUUUGAUAGUCUUGGAUAACUCAUUCGGAUACGUGUUGGGUCAGCACGAUGUCACUGGGAGAAAAGAGCAGGCCAUAUACUACCUAAGCAAGAAAUUUACAGCCUAUAAGCGCAAGAAGCCAGGAUGGAAAUUAUUCUUCGAUGGGGCUGCUAACAUGAAAAGCGUCGGGAUAGGAGCAAUGCUCAUUUCUGAAGAGGGGCAUCAUUACGCAGUCACAGCUCAGCUCCGCUUCUAUUGCACCAACAAUAUGGCAGAAUAUGAGGCAUGUAUUUUAGGCUUGAGGGUUCAGGCAUAUACGAGAAUUCACAAUGAGGUUGCUCAUGCCAUUGCUACUUCGGCAUCAAUGUUACAUCAUCCGGAUAAGGCUUAUGUUGAUCCAAUACAUAUCCAGGUUCAUGAUCAACACGCUUACUGUAAUAUGCUAGAAGAAGAGCUUGAUGGUGAACCUUGGUUCCAUGAAAUCAAAGAAAAUAUCAGGAUGGACGUGUACCCGGUACAAGCCACAAGUGACCAAAAGAGAACAAUCUAUCGCUUGUCAAACUGGUUCUUCUUCAGCAAAGGGAUAUUAUCGAAAAGAAUGCUAGAUCUUAGGUUAUUAAGAUUCUUCGAGCACAAUAUUAUUGGUUCACCAUGGAGAGGGAUUGUAUCAGCUUCAUGCGAAAAUGUCAUCAAUGUCAGGCCCAUCGAGCCAGCAGCAGCUAACGGACACAGGUUCAUCCUGGUUGCUAUUGAUUAUUUCACCAAGUGGGUUGAAGCUAAAACCUUCAAGGCAGUAACCAAGAAAGCCGUCGUCGACUUUGUACAUGAAAAUAUCAUUUGUCGGUUUGGAAACCUGAAGACCCUCAUCACUGAUAAUGGAGCAAAUCUCAAUAGCAAUCUGAUGAAAAAGUUGGUCAAAGCCCGUCUGGAGCAAUUGAGUCUAAUUGAUGAGAAAAGAUUGGCAAUAGUAUAUCACAGCCAGUUGUAUCAAUGGAGAAUGGCCAGAGCAUAUAACAAGAAAGUGUGUCCAAGAAAGUUUGAAGUGGGUCAGUUAGUAUUGAAACGCAUCCUCCCUCACCGGGAAGAGGCAAAGGGCAAGUUCGCCCCAAAUUGGCCGGGGCCGUUCGUCGUGUCAAGAGUGUUGUCCAACGGGGCAUUGUACAUAACAGAUAUGGAAGGAAAAUUUAUGGAAAUGGCCAUCAAUUCAGAUGCAGUUAAAAGAUACUAUGUAUGA
Messenger RNA from Nicotiana tabacum (common tobacco), 1560 nucleotides. Lineage: Eukaryota; Viridiplantae; Streptophyta; Magnoliopsida; Solanales; Solanaceae. The record is from RefSeq and is a predicted model, not a curated record.